Psylliodes chrysocephalus is the source of this 1600-nucleotide messenger RNA. NCBI's taxonomy places the organism in Eukaryota, Metazoa, Arthropoda, Insecta, Coleoptera, Chrysomelidae. The record is from the annotation of a GenBank genome assembly.
UAGAUAAUCUAUUAAAAAAGAAUGAGUAUUAUUUAUCCAAAAAACGAUGAGUAUCGCAUGAGCUAUGAUCCUUUUGCAAAUAUGAAGUAUUGUAUAACCUUACAUGGAUUUGAUGGAUACAAAAAAUAUUUUUGGCACACAGCAGGAUUCUUAAAAACUCUUAUUCUUAUUUGUAGAACAAUUUAUGCAUAUCAGACUUUAAGUGAACCGAAAAAACUUGCUGAAAUGGUUGCAACUUAUCCAGUAAGGUUUAUGGCUGUCAUAAAAAUGCAUGUAUUAUUUUUUAAUAAAAAACGUGUUGAUUAUUUCUACGAAACAGUAACCAAAGAAUUUUGGGAUUUUAAUAUAGCCGGUCCUAUUGUUGAAAAACGGAUUAAAAGAAGAUUCUUCAUAGUUAAUAUAACUGUCUUAUCUCAUUUUUGUUUAGCUAUAUUUGUUCUUGUAAUAUUUGUAGCAUUUCCUCUAGUGGAGAUGCCUGCGGGAAAAAGACCUCUGCCAAACAUCAUUUGGACACCCUUUGAUACCAACCCUAGUCCUCUAUACGAAAUCAUAUACGCAGUGCUGCUUUGGAAUCUAUUACUCUCCAUUUUGGGUAACGCUUUUUAUGAUGUUGUGUACUUUUAUAGCCUUCAACAUCUUUUUGUUCAAUAUAUUUUGUUAAAAGAGUUAAUUAAAAAUGUAACCUCUGGAAUCAUGGAAGGAAGCUCAGAUUUAGAAAAAUUUAAUUCUGACUAUUUUCAAAAUAAGGUUUAUGGAAGGUUGAAAAUAUGCGUGGAACAUCAUGUAAAACUACUAAAAUAUGGGAAAAAUAUAGAACUGUUUACUUCUCAAGUUUUAGUACCACAGUUGAUAAUGAGUUACGCUGUUUUGGUAAUCAAUGGAUACAUAAUUAGCGUGGAUCACACUGAUUUUACGAAAACCCUUGGGCUUUUUAAUCUAACAGCUAGUUGUAUGGUUCAACUAGCACUGUUCGCCAUUCAAGCAUCCGAUUUAAAGACUCAAAGUCUCUCUGUUAUUGACUCCAUCUGUGAUUCUGAAUGGUACCUAUUUAGAGUUAGAAUCAAAAAAGCUCUAAUAUACAUGAUGAUGAAUACAAAUAAAGGCAUUGUUAUUAAUGCUGGUGGAAUGGCAGAUGUUGAUAAUGAAGUUUUGGUAUCCGUAAUUCAAAAAGCUGCGUCAGCAAUUACACUUUUAAGGGCUUUAAUUUCUGAUGAAGGGAAAAACUAGCUUAUGUUGGUAAAUAUUGAAGAGCUUUUUAAAAAAGUUACUACAGGUUUUACAUAGAAGCUGUAUCUUUAAAAGUUAAAUAAAUAGUAGGUCUGCAUAUUACACAAAUUGUUCUUAUUUUAUUUCUAUUAGUGGGAUUCAGAAAAUCUUAAUGGUCUUAAUGGUUUCAAAUAACGAAAAAGCAGGUAACUUCUUUAUAAACAUUUAUUUCUUUAACCAUUUAAAACAUUUGAAAGUAUUAAUUACAGUUUUAUACGCAGUUACAGCUAUUUCUUCUGCAGUAUCCGGAAUGUUUACCAUUUACAACACAUGUAAGUCUGCAGAUUUGUUGGUCGCAGCUUACUUUUAUUCCCUUCUUGGAUAGCAAAUUAUC